CAUUACCAGGGUGGUCUCGCACUGAAUUUGGCUGGGGCGCGAUUUUCACUGGACUAUUGACAGACCUGACGUCUAUUGUUAGGACGCACUAAAAUGUCAAUGCCUAUGCAGCGUCCCAUGGCUGGCGGGGCCCGGGCCGGCCAGGUUCAGCGGUCAUCGGCCGCCCUGCGCUCGGUCGCGAGCCAAGUGCCGUUCACGGCCCACCGCGCCAACUUCAGCAGCAAGCGUGUUCUGCGCCAGGACGCACGCGUCGAGGCUCCCUCGCGCGUGGUCGUCGUGCGGGCUGAGGCCGACCUGACUGGCCUGACGCCCGGCCACCCCUACCCCUGGGAGGAGGACUUCGACCUGUUGGGCGACAAGGUGAAGGAGGUGACGGACCAGCUGCUGCCCGACCUGCGCGGCUGCAACAUCUGGCUGGUGGGCAUGAUGGGCAGCGGCAAGAGCACCGUGGGCAAGAUGCUGGCCAACACACUCAAAUACGCCUUCUUUGACACCGACUCGGUGAUCGAGUUGGCGCACGACAAGAAGCCCGUCAGCCAGAUAUUCGCGGAGGAGGGGCAGGACUACUUCCGGCAGUGCGAGUCGCAGAUCAUCAAGGAGCUGUCGCCCUACCGCAACCUGGUCAUCUCCACGGGCGGCGGCGCCGUGCUCAAGCCCCAGAACUGGGGCUACAUGCACCUGGGCAUUGUGGCCUGGCUCAACGGAGACACGGAGCUGCUGGCACGCCGUGUGGCCAAGGACGGCAUUGAGAAGCGGCCGCUGCUGGCAGCUGACGCGCCGGAGGGGGCGGACAUGCAGCAGGUCGCCAAGACCAAGCUGGACGCGCUGCUGGAGGACCGCCGCAAGUACUACGAGAACGCGGACGUGGUGGUGACGCUGGAGGGCUACGGCAAGGACCUGGAGGACGGCGCGCCAACCGCCGCCGUCAUGUACCGCCUGCUUACAGCCAUCAACGACAAGGUGCAGGCCAAGAAGCGCGAGCAGGCGGAGCGCAUGAACUUCACCAUCGAGGGUGCGGACCAGCUCAAGACGAUGCGCACCAUGGAUAGCCCCGCGGGCGGGCUGCAGCUAGACGGCAACCAGGCGCCGUGAGGAGUGAGCGGUGACGGAGUUGGAGUUGGGGUUGAGAGAGGAGAGUGGGAAGGGGAAGGUAGAGGGGAGAGGGGCAGCGCGGUGCUGUGGGGCGUGUGGGGCGGAGAAGUUAUGUGUGCGAGGCGCAGUCGCGCAGACACGGGGUGGACAUGCAUGAGGCGGCGCCGGGAGACGUACCAGAAGCAAGGCGGCCGGUGGGCAGAGCAGUGUGUAGCGUGCGGGGCGGUGGAAUUGUCGUGUGGGGAGUCACGUGAGCCGGAGGUAGAGCCGCUGCGACUGGGCGGCCCAGCAAGUCAGCUCCAGAUUUUGACGGGCAGCGGUUCGCUCUGGUGAUUGCGGUGGUUUAAAUGGGGCUGCUGCACGCCAUCCGGAGGAAGAUUGUGAUGCUGCGGAAAAGGGGAAGACCGAGUGUGUAACUGUACAGGAAU
This is a messenger RNA of Chlamydomonas reinhardtii, 1520 nucleotides long. RefSeq lists its product as uncharacterized. The record is from RefSeq and is a predicted model, not a curated record. The coding region runs from base 94 to 1092 and encodes 332 amino acids. NCBI's taxonomy places the organism in Eukaryota, Viridiplantae, Chlorophyta, Chlorophyceae, Chlamydomonadales, Chlamydomonadaceae. The transcript has 6 exons. Gene Ontology annotation, cellular component: cytosol.